ACACGGCGCUACCGGCUCGGCCGUCAUGACAGUGUGUACUUCCGGUGGCGUGGCGCGCACCACCACCGGCACGUCGACAGGUAGCAUUACCACGACCGCCACCGGCACGGUGCAGACGAACAACAAGCGGUGCCUCGCAUUCUCCGUCGAGAAUAUCCUCGAUCCGAACAAGUUUACCGGUGGCCGCGUCGUCCAUAAUCGUGUGCAGCAUCGCCGACAUCGGCGCGCCGGCAGCGUGCACGAAGACGGCGACUCGCGGGGCGAGUUCGCCUGCGGCAGUGGCCAGGAAGAUGAGGAAGGUACACCGGACACCAUCAUGGAGGAAAUGGAGGAAGACGCCGAAGAGGAAGAAGAGGAUGAUGAGAUUGAAAUGCGAGUCGUGGAUCAGGACUCUGGCAGCGGCGGACGGGAAAAUACAACCGGCGGCGGUGUCAACACGGCCACGUCGAACUGCAAAAAGCGACAAUCCUCGUCGUCAUCGUCUACAUCGUCGAGCGGCGUUCAGGUACAAAAUUGUCAAGGUCAAGGUCAAAACGGACAGAAUGGCACCGGCGGCGGCGGAAACGGCAGUGGUGGUGGCGGCGGUGGUGGCGGAGGUGGCGGAAGUAAUAGUAAUACCAGCGGCAAACCCAGAAGAGCGCGGACAGCCUUCACAUAUGAACAGCUGGUCAGGCUAGAGAACAAGUUCAAGACGACCAGAUACCUGUCUGUAUGCGAGCGUCUGAAUCUGGCGCUCGAACUGCAGCUGACUGAGACCCAGGUGAAGAUCUGGUUUCAGAAUCGGCGGACCAAGUGGAAGAAGCAGAACCCGGGCCUAGACGUGAACAGUCCUACCGUGCCGACGACGCCACCGCAUCCGUCGCCGUACGCGCCCGCCUUCCUCUUCGCCGCGCAUCCUCACCAGCACCCAUUACCACACUCGCAUACGCACCCACACCCGCAUGCCCAUGUACACCACCCGCCGGUGCCGCCGCCGCCGCCUGGGUACUACCACCCAGCGGCCCCACCUUACCCGCCGACCGGACCGACCUUCUUCGGCCAUCAUCUGUCGGCGACUCCUGCUGCGACUGCGUCAGGACCACCGACCUCUACGCCUUCCUCCACCGGCCUGGCUCUCUCGUCUCAUCCGCAUCCGCACACGCAUCCGCACGCGUAGCGAAAUCGGCGAUGAUAUCCCGCAUCAACAUUCUCGCCUUCGUAGUCCUCGGCAAGGAAGCGGUGGACUUGUGUGAGUACUUCCGGUCGUGGCAAGAAAAGUACCAAGAUAAAAAUGAACGCAAAUUACGUGCGUUCCAUAUAUAGAAAAAAAAAUUCGUAGACUCUUAUUAGUAUUGUCCGAAUGCGUUUGCCGGUAAUUCGUCAUUUUCCUUGAUGAUCAUUCCUUCUAGUCAUUGCAAACGUUUUUUUUUGUUUUUUUUUUUUUGUUUAAUAAAUAGUAUGCAUCCUUGUCGCUAUACGCAGCAAUGAAAUUUUGACCAUUUUGAAAAUAGCACAAGUUCAUAAUUUUUGUAGAAAUGGCUAAUAGGAUAUAUUAUAUGCAUUACGAUACGAAGAUAAAAAAUUAAUUUCUCUAGAUGUUAUUUCGUAUGAAAGUAACAUUUAUAAUUAAAAAAUAACGUUUGGAGUUUGUUAUCAUUUCAACAAUUUUAACUCCUGAACUUGUGUUGUUUUCAAAAGGCAGAUACUAUGGAACAAUAUUUUAACGUCGGGACGUAAUUUUUGUUCGAUAUACAUAUAUACGUUUAAAAAGAAAAAUGUUGGAACCUAAUUAAGUAUUGAAUUGGACGAUAGGUGUAAUGUUUUCGUUUGUUGGAUCAGGGCGCGUAAGCGGCCCCAAUGUUAUAUUUUGCCUUCCCGUUGCGCACGUGGAACGACUCGAUAGCAUAAUCGGUUUACGUAGGGUGACGUUCAAAAAACGAGCGUAUCAUUGCGGCGCGACACCGGCCAAACAUUUAAAUUCCAUGCGUAUUUUCCUCCAAACGUCGAGCUUUGGACUAAUGGUGAGGAGAACGGCGUCUUUUUAAAAGUACGCAUUCAUUUCUCGAUAGAUAAUCUGACAUUUGACAAAAAAAAGUGGAAUGGUAGAAAGCAGAACUUCAUUAAAAAGUUUUGAUUAUCUUCACUUCUCCAAUUUGCACUCAUCGCUUCUCACUUGCGAGUUCUGCGUCGUAAAAAUUAAACAGAGUCGUAAAUUAUCGUCCGGAACUGGCGCGAGUUAUUUUUCAUCCAA
Wasmannia auropunctata (little fire ant) is the source of this 2230-nucleotide messenger RNA. Its product is annotated as homeobox protein slou-like. Bases 26 to 1156 code for a protein of 376 amino acids. NCBI's taxonomy places the organism in Eukaryota, Metazoa, Arthropoda, Insecta, Hymenoptera, Formicidae. Gene Ontology annotation, molecular function: DNA-binding transcription factor activity, RNA polymerase II-specific; RNA polymerase II cis-regulatory region sequence-specific DNA binding. Gene Ontology annotation, cellular component: nucleus. The record is from RefSeq and is a predicted model, not a curated record. The transcript has 2 exons. Gene Ontology annotation, biological process: regulation of transcription by RNA polymerase II; cell differentiation.